AUAUUUUUUUAAAAGACGUUUUAAUCAUCUCUUUUUGUGGUUGUCACAUGCGUUGAUGAUGGCCACAAAUUCUUUGUCGCUCUUGCCAUUGGGAGGUAGAGGGUUUCCCCUUCCCUUUGAAGCUGGGCUGGCUCUGACCAAAUAACCAACAGAAGGCAGUGGAAGUAAUGCUGUGUCAGCUCUAGUACUGAGCCUGGGAGGCCUGGAAGCUUCUUUUGGCUUGGGGGAACCUGAGCUGCUAUGAGGAAGUUUAGAAAGACUAUGCGGAGAGACUCUGAAAGGAGGAGAAGCCUUGAGAGUCCCCGGAGAGGAAGAGAAGGCCAGCCAUCCCGGUACCCCAGCUGAGCCUCCGAAUGGUGCUAGCCCCAGCCGCUAUCCGACUGCAGCGCCGUGAGAGAUCCCAUGCAGAUCCCAAGAUCAGCAGAACUGCCCAGCUAAGAACCGUGCCUUCUACAUUCUCAGUUGAUUUGGUUCAGGUCAAGCUGUCCCCACCCACAAGCCCCAGGGGUGGAUCCAGGACCAGUCUGAGACACUUCAUCAUUGCUACUGCGCUCUGUUCAAGAGUGGACAUGUGAGCCAGCUGACAUCACGGAGUACAGUGGUUUCCACCCUAAUAGGGGCAGUUCAAAAUACCAUUCAUCAAUUAAACUCUCCCCUGAAGCCAGUUAGUGCAGUCCCGGGAUUCUCUCGGCUCCAGUCUUCCUGGCCUCCUCUGUGAUCUAGACAUGAAGAUCUCCGCCCCCCACGCCUACCUCGUAGAACGUGAACCGCAUGAAAAUUAUAAAUUAUAAGACCUAAUUAUGAGUGAUCAAAUCAAAUUCAUCGUGGACAAUCUCAAUAAGGAGCCUUUUAGGAAGAACUAUAACUUAAUCACAUUUGAUUCCCUGGAGCCAAUGCAACUAUUACAAGUUCUCAGUGAUGUUCUGGCUGAGAUUGACCCAAAGCAAGUUGUUGAUAUCAGAGAGGAGAUGCCAGAGCAGACAGCCAAAAGGAUGUUGAGCCUUCUUGGUAUCCUUAAAUACAAACCUCCAGGAAAUGCCACGGACAUGAGUAACUUUCGUCAGGGUCUGGUGAUUGGAAGUAAACCUGUGAUUUACCCAGUGCUCCACUGGCUUCUUCAGAGGACUAAUGAACUGAAGAAAAGAGCAUAUUUAGCUCGUUUUUUAAUAAAACUUGAGGUACCAAGUGAGUUUCUUCAGGAUGAAACCGUAGCUGAUACCAAUAAACAGUAUGAAGAUUUGAUGGAAGCCUUUAAAACUUUGCAUAAAGAAUGUGAGCAGCUCAAGACAUUUGGAUUUUCUACAGCAGAAAUAAGAAGGGAUAUCAGUGCAAUGGAGGAAGAAAAGGAUCAGCUCAUUAAGAGAGUUGAACGUUUGAAGAAAAGGGUGGAGACAGUUCAGAAUCAUCAACGGAUGCUUAAAAUAGCAAGGCAACUUCGAGUUGAGAAAGAGAGAGAAGAAUUUCUUGCACAACAGAAACAGGAACAAAAGAAUCAGCUAUUUCAUGCAGUGCAGAGACUGCAAAGAAUACAAAACCAGUUGAAAAGUAUGCGCCAUGCAGCAGCAGAUGCGAAGCCUGAAAGUUUAAUGAAGAGGCUAGAGGAGGAGAUAAAGUUUAAUUCAUAUAUGGUAACUGAAAAAUUUCCUAAAGAAUUAGAGAACAAGAAAAAAGAAUUGCAUUUUUUACAGAAAGUGGUUUCAGAGCCUGCUAUGGGUCAUUCUGAUCUUCUCGAACUUGAAUCUAAAAUAAAUGAAAUAAACACACAGAUCAGUCAGCUGAUUGAAAAGAAAAUGAUGAGAAAUGAGCCAAUUGAAGGCAAACUGUCACUAUAUAGGCAACAGGCGUCCAUCAUUUCUCGUAAAAAAGAAGCCAAAGCUGAGGAACUUCAGGAGGCAAAGGAGAAGUUAGCCAACCUAGAGAGAGAAGUGUCAGCGAAGACAAAUCAGACCCGUGAAUUUGAUGGCACCGAAGUUUUGAAGGGAGAUGAAUUCAAACGAUAUGUCAGUAAACUUCGAAGCAAGAGUACAGUUUUCAAAAAGAAGCAUCAGAUAAUAGCUGAAUUUAAAGCUGAAUUUGGUCUCUUGCAGAGGACAGAAGAACUUCUUAAGCAACGUCAUGAAAAUAUUCAACAUCAACUGCAAACUAUUGAGGAGAAAAAGGGUAUAUCUGGAUAUAGUUACACCCAAGAAGAGCUAGAAAGAGUAUCCGCCCUGAAGAGUGAAGUUGAUGAAGUGAAAGGACGAACACUGGAUGACAUGUCUGAAAUGGUGAAAAGACUAAAUUCUCUGGUAUCUGAAAAGAAAUCAGCUCUAGCUCCAGUUAUAAAAGAACUACGACAAUUGCGUCAGAAAUGUCAAGAAUUAACCCAGGAGUGUGAUGAAAAGAAAUCCCAGUAUGAUAGCUGUGCAGCAGGCCUUGAAAGCAAUCGGUCCAAAUUAGAACAGGAAGUCAGAGGACUCCGUGAAGAAUGUCUUCAAGACGAAAGUAGAUACCAUUAUACAAAUUGUAUGAUUAAGAACCUAGAAGUACAACUUUGUCGUGCUACUGAUGAAAUGAAGGCAUAUGUCUCUUCUGAUCAACAAGAAAAAAGAAAGGCAAUUAGGGAACAGUAUACCAAAAAUAUUGCUGAACAGGAAAAUCUUGGAAAGAAACUCCGGGAAAAACAAAAAGCUGUACGAGAAAGUCAUGGUCCAAAUAUGAAACAAGUGAAAAUGUGGCGUGAUUUUGAACAAUUGAUGGAAUGUAAGAAACAGUGCUUUCUGAAACAACAAAGCCAAACUUCCAUUGGUCAGGUAAUUCAGGAGGGAGGAGAGGACCGGCUGAUACUCUGAGUUCAUGUGUCAUUGUUUGGGGUUUUAGCUGAUACUGCUAGCUAUAAGCAUAAUCCCAUGGUGUAUUCCCUUUCUUGAAAGUGAUUUGUACAACAUUUUGCUUUCAGAUUAGCCAUUCCCUGUUAAGUUUUCUUGGAAAAUAAUGUUAAGGUAGAUUUAGGUUUUAAAAGUUUUUUAAUAUGGAAAAGAGUCUUUUAUUUUUUUGCUUAGUUUAGACAUAGUGGUGUCUUCUGUGUUUUAUGAGACAGGAGACUGAGUUUACUAUCUGUAAAUGUAAACAUAUGUCCAUUAAGAAACUGUAGGGUUUUUUUAACAUAAUAACCCAGUGGUUUAAUGUUUUUCUUAAUCUUUUUUUAACUUUAGAGGAAUCUUUUAGGAAUUAAUAUCUCUUGUUUUGAAGAAACAUUUAUCUGAAGUUCAGCAAUUCCUACAGUUUCACUUCAGUUUCUUUUUCUUAUGUAAAAUUCAAGAAGAUUUAUUAUUUUGAAUAACAUAUUUGUUCUAUUUGUAUUGUUUAAACACAAAUAAAACUUGGUGCACAUAUCAUGGCUAUUUAUUUAAAA
Molecule: messenger RNA, 3394 nt
Organism: Delphinapterus leucas (beluga whale)
Lineage: Eukaryota; Metazoa; Chordata; Mammalia; Artiodactyla; Monodontidae
Source: RefSeq, a predicted model, not a curated record